This is a messenger RNA of Caenorhabditis remanei, 360 nucleotides long. RefSeq lists its product as uncharacterized. The coding region runs from base 1 to 360 and encodes 119 amino acids. The transcript is spliced from 3 exons. NCBI's taxonomy places the organism in Eukaryota, Metazoa, Nematoda, Chromadorea, Rhabditida, Rhabditidae. The record is from RefSeq and is a predicted model, not a curated record. Gene Ontology annotation, biological process: sensory perception of chemical stimulus. Gene Ontology annotation, cellular component: membrane.
AUGGAGAACUUACGAUCGUUGAAGAUGGCCAAAUAUGUUGUGACUACUCAUGCAGUGUACGCUGCUCUCUGUGAAAUAUGUCUACUUUGUGUUUAUUAUGGAGUCGAAUCCAAGUAUUGGGAAAUUUUUAUUUAUGUUAUGGAUUCAGUUGUCUCAUAUAGCAACUUUGUCAUUGUUCUCUCUGUAAUAUUUUCCGUACCAGCCUGGAAAAAAUCGUUUCUCCGUCCAUGUUUCGCAUUCCGUCGAAUGAAAUCAGUGAAAGUUUCGAUGACGAUGACUGAAGAAGAUAGGAAUACUGAGGAGGACGCAAAGAAAAUUUCAUCUGUUUACUUUGAACAACUUGAUAAAGCAUGGACUUGA